Molecule: messenger RNA, 1186 nt
Organism: Dermacentor silvarum
Lineage: Eukaryota; Metazoa; Arthropoda; Arachnida; Ixodida; Ixodidae
Exons: 13
Coding region: 76-1128 (350 amino acids)
Source: RefSeq, a predicted model, not a curated record
GCAGCGGUCUAUAUAGUGGCACAGGAUUUCUCACCAGAUCCCGUAGAGGAAGCUAUAGCGGCGACUAGCGUGGCUAUGUACAAUAUGAUGAUGCGAAGGCAUGCACUUGGUGCUCUGAUAUUUUGGACGGCCAUGUUUUACGUCAUCCACGCUUCCGAUGAUCCAUAUGCCUACCACUGCAAGGGGCCCACGCUUGCGAUAAACAAAAAGCUGAAUGUGUCACUGGGUUGCAAAGCGACAUGCUACAACCGAAGCACAAGUGCUUGGGUUAAGGCUGGCCUGGGUGAUGGAAGAUUGUGUGCCUUUGUCGUUAACGGAAGCGGUGACGGAGACUACCUCAAGAGAACUGGGGUCUGUCGCAAUGGAUCAUGCGUUCUUGCAGAGACCAGAUCGCUCACUAAGCCCGACAACUGUCCGGCGAGGUACAUAAGAAGAAACGGCAUUAUGUUGGCUGAAAAGUGCACGGUACGUUGUAAUACGACCGACAAAUACAAAAAGCUACGAAGUGGUACAAGUUGUUUGCUCAAUUAUCAGCGAAGGGUCUCUGUCCCUGGCGUUGACAGCCUUAUUGUUGAUGGCAUUUGCAAAAAUGGACACUGUAUCAUAACUCCUCCAGCCGUUCCCUUGUUGAAGAUUGAUGUCCCAGAAGAAGGAUGCAACCAUUUAGUUGCGUCAGUGAAUUACACGAGAAAAGUUGCGUCCACGUGCAACGCAUAUUGUCCCGGUCGUGAGCAAAAGUACCAACCCCUUCGCAACCGUACCGCUUGUGCUCUGAAAACGUCAUUCGGCUGGUACAAGAGAGUUACGGAAGUCGGCGAAUGCCAGGGAGGAAGUUGCGUGAAGAAAGAUCUCACAGAAUUUCCAGAACCGCAUCGACAGGUCAGCAAUUCGUCGCACGUAUGCAAGACCGAUAAUUACGUGGCCGUGAAACCAGGCCAGAUAACUGUGGUCACGUCGUGCCAGGUCGAAUGCAGCUAUAGCGUGUUCGAGAGACGCAGCUACGGAGUCAGUUGUCUGCUGGAGUACAGUGAAACGAAGAAAGGAGAAAAGACGUACAUGUUAGGUAUAUGUUCGGGUGGGUUCUGCACUCCUGAUUUCCACCCGCGAAACAUCACAACCAAAGACUGAACGUUUAUAAAGACGGUCAUGAAUGACGAAGGAAAAAUAAAGAGAUACAUUUAACGAA